ACAAAACAAAACAUGGGAAAUACAACCACCAAAUUCCGCAAAGCACUCAUCAAUGGCGAUGAAAACCUGGCCUGCCAAAUAUAUGAAAACAACCCUCAGUUGAAAGAAUCCCUUGAUCCAAACACAUCUUAUGGGGAGCCCUACCAACACAAUACUCCGUUACAUUAUGCUGCUAGACAUGGAAUGAAUAGAAUAUUAGGGACUUUUCUAUUUGGUAGAGAUGGAAAUCCAAAUAAACGGAAUAUGCACAAUGAAACAUCUAUGCAUUUGUUGUGUAUGGGACCUCAAAUUAUGAUAUCUGAAGGAGCCCUUCAUCCUCGCUUAGCCCGUCCUGCAGAAGAUGAUUUCAGACGAGCGGACUGUCUACAGAUGAUCUUAAGAUGGAAAGGAGCAAAGCUUGACCAAGGCGAAUAUGAAAGAGCAGCUAUUGACGCUGUAGAUAACAAAAAAAACACACCCCUGCACUAUGCUGCUGCUUCAGGGAUGAAAACCUGUGUCGAGCUUCUAGUAAAACAUGGAGGAGACCUGUUUGCUGAAAAUGAAAAUAAAGAUACUCCUUGUGACUGUGCUGAAAAGCAACACCAUAAAGACCUGGCUCUCAAUCUGGAAUCUCAGAUGGUAUUCUCACGGGAUCCAGAAGCUGAGGAAAUAGAAGCUGAAUAUGCUGCAUUAGACAAACGAGAGCCAUAUGAAGGAUUAAGACCUCAGGACCUUCGUCGAUUGAAAGAUAUGCUUAUCGUGGAAACUGCAGACAUGCUUCAGGCUCCACUAUUUACUGCUGAAGCUUUACUUCGUGCUCAUGAUUGGGACAGGGAGAAAUUACUUGAAGCUUGGAUGUCCAACCCAGAGAACUGCUGCCAACGAUCAGGUGUUCAAAUGCCGACUCCACCGCCAAGUGGGUAUAAUGCCUGGGACACACUACCUUCUCCAAGAACUCCAAGGACUACACGCUCUUCUGUCACCUCUCCAGAUGAAAUCAGCUUAUCUCCUGGGGAUUUGGACACAAGUUUGUGUGACAUUUGUAUGUGCAGUAUUUCUAUAUUUGAAGACCCUGUGGAUAUGCCCUGUGGACAUGAUUUUUGUAGAGGAUGUUGGGAAUCGUUUUUGAAUUUGAAAAUUCAAGAGGGUGAAGCUCACAACAUUUUCUGCCCUGCAUAUGAUUGCUUCCAACUUGUGCCUGUGGAUAUAAUAGAAAGUGUAGUUUCUAAAGAGAUGGAUAAACGAUACUUACAGUUUGAUAUUAAGGCCUUUGUUGAAAAUAAUCCUGCCAUUAAAUGGUGUCCUACUCCCGCCUGUGAAAGAGCAGUGCGCCUUACAAAACAAGGGUCCAAUACAUCUGGAUCUGAUACGCUCAGCUUUCCACUGCUGAGAGCACCUGCUGUGGACUGUGGGAAAGGACAUCUCUUCUGCUGGGAGUGCCUUGGUGAGGCACAUGAGCCUUGUGACUGCCAAACAUGGAAAAACUGGCUACAAAAAAUAACUGAAAUGAAACCAGAAGAACUUGUGGGAGUUAGUGAAGCUUAUGAGGAUGCUGCCAAUUGUCUCUGGUUGUUAACUAACUCCAAGCCUUGUGCUAACUGUAAGUCUCCAAUACAGAAGAAUGAAGGCUGCAAUCACAUGCAGUGUGCUAAGUGCAAGUAUGACUUUUGCUGGAUUUGCCUAGAAGAAUGGAAAAAACACAGCUCCUCCACCGGAGGUUAUUACAGGUGUACUCGAUAUGAAGUGAUUCAGCAUGUGGAGGAGCAAUCUAAGGAAAUGACUGUAGAGGCUGAGAAAAAACAUAAACGAUUUCAGGAACUUGACAGAUUUAUGCACUACUAUACAAGAUUUAAAAACCAUGAGCACAGCUAUCAGUUAGAACAACGCCUUCUUAAAACGGCCAAAGAAAAGAUGGAGCAGUUGAGUAGAGCUCUCAAAGAAACUGAAGGAGGCUGUCCAGAUACCACUUUCAUUGAAGAUGCAGUUCACGUGCUAUUAAAAACUCGACGCAUUCUCAAGUGUUCUUAUCCGUAUGGAUUUUUCUUAGAACCUAAAAGCACAAAGAAAGAAAUAUUUGAACUCAUGCAAACAGACCUAGAAAUGGUCACUGAAGACCUUGCUCAAAAAGUCAAUAGGCCUUACCUUCGCACACCUCGCCACAAGAUCAUCAAGGCAGCUUGCCUUGUGCAGCAGAAGAGGCAAGAGUUCCUGGCAUCCGUGGCUCGGGGAGUUGCCCCUGCAGAUUCACCAGAAGCUCCAAGGCGCAGCUUUGCUGGUGGAACAUGGGAUUGGGAAUAUUUAGGAUUUGCAUCACCCGAGGAAUAUGCUGAAUUUCAGUACCGGAGGAGGCACAGGCAGCAGCGCCGCCGUGGAGAUGUGCACAGUCUGCUCAGCAGUCCGCCCGAUGCCGAGGAACCAAGCGAGAGCACUCUAGAUACCCCAGAGGGUGGCAGUGGCCGCAGGCCCAGCGCCUCCGUGGUAAGUUCUGCGUCCAUGAGCAUGCUGCGUGACUACGCCCCUGCCAGUCGCUCGGAAAACCAGGACUCUCUCCAGGCUCUGAGUUCCUUGGAUGAAGAUGAUCCCAAUAUACUUCUCGCAAUACAAUUAUCGCUGCAAGAGUCUGGGCUGGCCAUUGAUGAAGAAACUAGAGACUUCCUCAAUAAUGAAGCAUCCUUAGGAGCGAUAGGCACUUCUUUACCAUCCAGGUUGGACUCAGUCCCUAGGAAUACAGAUAGUCCUCGGACUGCAUUGAGCAGCUCUGAGCUGUUGGAACUUGGUGACAGCCUCAUGAGAUUAGGAGCAGAAAGUGACCCGUUUUCAACUGACACCCUUAGUUCACACCCUCUCAGUGAGGCAAGAAGUGAAUUCUUUCCCUCAUCCAGUGACCCUGACUCGACUGGCCAGGACCCCAACAUCAAUGACAAUCUUCUUGGCAAUAUCAUGGCUUGGUUUCACGACAUGAACCCUCAGAGUAUUGCGCUGAUUCCUCCGGCGACGAUGGAAACCAGUGCCAGUUCCCAGCAUCCCUGUGUCAAGGAGGCAUCAGAAGGCGUGACACCACCCCAGGAAGACUCAGUGUUGGAAGAUGCUGUUGUAAGUGAAGGUAGAGGAACCCAGAUAGAACAAGAAAAUCUUUUAGAGGAAAAUAUUCUGGCUGGAGAAGCCGCAACUCAAGCUGGCAACAGUGGUAACGAGAUAGCCAACAAGGGGGAUGGUUCAGAUGUUUCCAGUCAAACACCUCAAACAUCAAGUGACUGGCUUGAACAAGUACAUUUAGUGUGA
Chrysochloris asiatica (Cape golden mole) is the source of this 3261-nucleotide messenger RNA. RefSeq names its product ankyrin repeat and IBR domain containing 1 (gene ANKIB1). The transcript has 19 exons. Gene Ontology annotation, molecular function: ubiquitin conjugating enzyme binding; ubiquitin protein ligase activity; zinc ion binding. Gene Ontology annotation, cellular component: cytoplasm; ubiquitin ligase complex. Gene Ontology annotation, biological process: positive regulation of proteasomal ubiquitin-dependent protein catabolic process; protein polyubiquitination; ubiquitin-dependent protein catabolic process. NCBI's taxonomy places the organism in Eukaryota, Metazoa, Chordata, Mammalia, Afrosoricida, Chrysochloridae. The coding region runs from base 13 to 3261 and encodes 1082 amino acids. The record is from RefSeq and is a predicted model, not a curated record.